UGUGGCGGGUAGCAGGUGUCUAAGACACACCCAGGUCUGUACUGUGAUAGCAAGAGGAGGGUUUCUGUUGAAGGGUUUUCUUCCUCCCAAUCAGUUGUUUCCAGCACAUGGUGAGGAACUGUAGACAAACAACGUCAGAGCGGAAAUGGUGUCAACAGAAGCCGGGCAGCCAGGCAGGCAGACAAACAGAGGCUUUGCAGGUUACUGGUGUCUGAGGCAGAACCAGCGACUGAAUAUCGGCAGCUCAGAGAGAGGAGAGAGAGAGAGAGGUCGAGAGGCCAGCGGUGCCAACUCAUCCCCGUCUGGGACUGGACGGAGUUCUGCACCAAGGAUAAACAUCAUACAUGAGAAAGAAGGACAGGGCAUUGGCAAUGCUAACCUAGUGUCGUUGCCUGAGAGAUCACGUCUGGAUUCCAUGUUAGCCUUCUAAUAAUUCUUCUCCAAGAAACAUUAAUAAGACUUAACUUCCAUCGCAAAACUUAGCAACAGCUUCACUGCACUUCGCAUCGAUGAAACGCGUUUUGGGAAAACAGUCUGGAAAGAGGAAACAAAGCUCAGAAACCCGGAGACUCGACAAACCUAAUAAAUCAACAAAAUGGACACCUUCACCUCAACUGAGCACAUCCACAUCUGGUGGGACUCAAAGAGCGACAACAUCUGGAGUUACCCAACUACAUGGUGAUACGGUUGCAGAUCCGAAGAAGUGUUCCACUACAUUGGGUGAGUUGAUUGAGAUGGUUUCCAUGGAGAGUGAACCAGACCCCAGAGCAGAGGGCAAUACAGUGGGCUGUGGUGUGGGUCAUACACCGAGCAACUCACCAAAAGCCAAUGCCUUCUCUUUACCUGAUUUUCAGGAAAGUCUCAAUGAGAUGGAAACGGACAAAGUCGCUGCAGGUACAAACACCUCAUUCGCUGAGACCCUGGCAUUAUACAACGAGCUCCAGCUGCACAGUCUGACAACGUUCUACUGGGACAGAUUGGCGCAGGCCAUCGAGGAAGGCGUGGGGGACAUCAGUUCAUGGCUGAGACACAAGAAAUAUUUCAGCCCGCACGAACAUAAAACACUCACUGAGCUCACCCGCAUUGGGCAGAAGAGACGGAGCUCCAAACUUCUGCUCAACUUGGUGACGGAGAAAGAUUCCCGGGCCCGGAGAAUGAUGUGGGUUUUCUUUGAGGAAAUGAGGCCCAUUUUGCCCAAACUGAACAAAAUCAUGACUGAAAUCCAGGAGCAAGGUGCCACUCUAGUAAAGGUCGUGUCCAGUGGCCAAAUUGUGCCACACGUCCCCAGUGAACUGACAGCUGUUCAGCGAUUACACAAGGAGACGUUACAGAGACAGAGUGAAAGACUGGAAGUCAAGAACAUCCUGAUAAACGAGAAUGUAAGGACGUUUCAGCUGGUUGAUCACUUCACGGAGUUGACAAUCGUUUCUGAUCUCCGUGACCUGGAACUGGUAGAACAUGAGCUGCUGGCGAGAGGCAGAGACCACGAGGAGUGCAGACAGAAGCAACCCCGGAGAGAGCUGCAGAAAAUCCGAACUGAUAAAUUGUUCCACAGCAGCUUCUCUGGAGGAAGCCAUUUGCCUUCCUCCCAAGGGAAGCGGAUCUGACUCUCCACAGGGACUUCCGCAGUAGUGAGUGGAGUGGCUGGGAUUGGAAAAACAACAUUGGUGCAAA
Molecule: messenger RNA, 1674 nt
Organism: Callorhinchus milii (elephant shark)
Lineage: Eukaryota; Metazoa; Chordata; Chondrichthyes; Chimaeriformes; Callorhinchidae
Exons: 6
Coding region: 510-1607 (365 amino acids)
Source: RefSeq, a predicted model, not a curated record